AUGGAUCUUUGGAAUAAAAUUACCUAAGAUCUUGAUGAGACUUAUGCUAAGUAUGAACAGUCUAAGUAACAGAAGCCAUUGAUUAAAAUUGAACAGCCAAAGCCAGUCUAGCCUACAGUGAGCUCAACUGUUUUUAAGUCAAAAAUUAUACAGUAACCUUAAUAAUUAGAUAAUUCAAAGCAAUUUCAAGAUAGCUCUCUAUCUCUGCUUCAAGAGCAGCUUUAAAAAAUUAAAUAGUAAACAUUUACGACUAAACCAGUAAAUUUAACCUAGAAAACUGUUGGAAAGCAACCCAUUAAAAAAUAAACUUAAGCUAAAAAGUUGAAGAUAGAAUCAGACUAGUUGUAGGCAGAUGACAAUAUAAUAAAGUACGAGUCAUCUGAUCUUAGCAAUGAAACGGCAAGUAUAAAUAACAGCUUCAACCAAAUUAACUACUUAAAACCUAAACCAUUGAAGCAAUGUAGUGCUACUCCUAUAAAACCAAUCAAAUAGACUUAGUUAAAGCCUAAGACUGAGUAACUAUUUUAAGCAGGCUAGGAUCUUCAACGUGAAACUAUUCAAUUACCGGACAACCCUAAAUCAAGCGCAGUAAUUGAUUUCGCAGCAAAGAUCAUUAGAGACUCUUAAAAUUUAGUGGCUGUCCUGGAUAGGAUAGUUCCUAAGGUCAAAACAUUUGUCAGCGAUACUGAAAAAGCAGCUCUUAACAUAGUCAGAGGACUUGAGGGUAAGAUCUAAAAAUAGAUGAAAUUGGAAGAAUCUGGCUAAUAUUUUGAUGAGGCUAAAAUAAUGUAGGAUUUGCAAAAUUAUUAAACUCAACAAAUGAAAAAUUUGCAACUGCUAAUGAGCUAGAUACAGCAAUACAAUUUAAAUUUAGAGUAGUUGAGUUUGAUAAAAGCCUAAAAAGUACAGCUAAACAUCGAUUUAUGUCUAGACAUUACGCAGAUCCCAACUUAGCUUUAAAACUAUGAGAAGAUAUAUGCUAAGGUUGAUGGUGAUGUAUUCGCUUUGAAAUAGAAAGGCUAGGAUUAAGUGGACUUCUUCAAAUUCGACUAUAAGAAUAAUCAGGAAUCUUGCCAAGCAGAGCAUGUACUUAGCGUUUUGUGCUAAAAAUUUAUUUGCCAGCAUAUGGAUAGAGUUAUCAGUGACAAUCAUGUCUACUCUUUGGCUACAAACUAGCACAUACAGUAGAUAAGCAUCGAUAAAUAUCAAAAUACAGAUUGCUUGGCUUUCAAUGAAUAGUAUAUCAUACUGGGGCAUGAGUCUUACACAAAGAUGUCGCUUUGGCUUUGGGAUGGAUUGUAGUACACUCUGCAGAAAUUUUGCAAUGCCAAUGGCAAAUGCAAGACCUCUUACGUUACCUUGAUGAAGAGGAAUCCGUUCUCUACAACCAAUCAAAUUAUGCUGCUUCAGCAGUCUAGCAUGUUUAUCCAGUUGACUGUAGACUUUGUGAACUUCACAGCUUCUUAGUUUGAAAAGCACAAUCCCAGAACCACAGAUGUGAAAGACUAUAAAAUCCUGAGUGAAAGCUAGAUGAUUAUACUGGGAAGAAAUUGUGUGACUGUCUAUGACUAUGUAUAGAUGCAGAGUCUGAAUUCGUGCAACUAAAGAUUCGAUCUUGACUUCUUGAUAUUUACGCCUAAGUUCAAUGUUAAUCUAAUGCCUGUGAUUAUUAACAAUCAAGGUGGAGUUAACACCACUGUUGAUGUCAUGUAAAUAGGAUUCAAGGGUAAAAUUGGUGGAUUAUAAAAUGUAAAGCUAAUUGGGGCAAUAGAGAAUGAAGUUAAUGCAGAUGAAGUUAUAGUGCUUGGAGUAGAUCUAGAGACUAAUAUCAUUUGUCUAUAUAAAAUUGAAAAUAAUUGA
Molecule: messenger RNA, 1860 nt
Organism: Stylonychia lemnae
Lineage: Eukaryota; Ciliophora; Spirotrichea; Sporadotrichida; Oxytrichidae
Source: the annotation of a GenBank genome assembly